CAGAAACCUCACAACAACACCGUCCACCAACACCUUCCACAUCCCCAAACCCGCUCAUCACAGUCGCCUCAUCUCCGCGAUCCUCGCCGCAAAAUCUGCCAAUCCCCAAUCCCAAAUCAAUCCCAACCCCAAAAAAUGGCCCGCGAAACCCGCGCCGCGACCGGCAACUCGCGCCCGCGCAUCUUCGAGGCCCCUCCCUCGCCCGUCGCGCCGCGCAAGCGCGCCGCGCCCAAGCCGAAGGCCAACACAACUGCAAAGCGCGCACCGAAGAAGGCUGCUGCUGCGGGGAGCAAGCCGGUUGGUGUGAAGAAGACUACGGCGGCGCCAAAGGCAGGGGCUGCAGCUGUUGUUAAGGCGAAGGUGGAGAAGGUGAAGAAGGUUGUGGAGAAGAAGGCCGCACCAGCCAAGAAGGAGAAGGCCCCAGCGGCACCCAAGACGGUCGUUGCGAAGAAGUAGACGCGUCUCUACCCGCCUCAUGGACACCACACCGCACUCACAUACAAAAAACCGGCAGGGCGGACCGAGGAUUAUAUAAGGGUUGGAACCAUGCGUUUUCUGUCUAGCUGACUUGUCUAUAUCUGGCACUCUCUCUCUCUCUCUCUCUUUUUAUGUUUUCCUUUUUGUGCUUUUUUUCGGAACCGGGUUAUGGACCUACACCUCGCUUUUCAUGUGCUCCUCUUUCGAUGUUUUCUACUAAGGUUUGGGCUUGGCUGGGAGGAGAGCGACUUAUCAGGGUUUUUUUAUGGGGAGGAGCGUUCGAGCAAGCGGGU
Molecule: messenger RNA, 770 nt
Organism: Pseudogymnoascus verrucosus
Lineage: Eukaryota; Fungi; Ascomycota; Leotiomycetes; Thelebolales; Thelebolaceae
Exons: 3
Coding region: 136-456 (106 amino acids)
Source: RefSeq, a predicted model, not a curated record